Pocillopora verrucosa is the source of this 1460-nucleotide messenger RNA. Its product is annotated as histone H1-gamma, late. Gene Ontology annotation, biological process: nucleosome assembly. The record is from RefSeq and is a predicted model, not a curated record. Gene Ontology annotation, molecular function: DNA binding. NCBI's taxonomy places the organism in Eukaryota, Metazoa, Cnidaria, Anthozoa, Scleractinia, Pocilloporidae. Gene Ontology annotation, cellular component: nucleosome.
UUGUCUCUCCCGAUCUAUAUUUUGGAAAAAGAUUUGAUGUUUUUGGAAAGUCCUGAGUAAUUUUUGCUCGUAUGUGCAGGUAUAAUUUAUGGAAGGCUCUGUCAGCGAUUUGACGAAUUAGUAGAUCGCUUGUGUGUAAAUUUUGAGGCUCAAACCUAGAGUCGGAUUCAAUUUUAUUCGGAUUUUGCGAGCGCAAAUAUCAGGUGUCACGCAUUGUUUAACGCUCACGAUUGCGUGACUAAUUGGUAUUAUGCUUUCAUUACGUCAAGCAUACGUCACUAAAUAUUUGUCUCCAACCGAACUAAUUGGUAACGAACAUUCGUGACGUAACUUUUGCGUCACUAAUUUCUCAUUGAAUUAACCUAAUGACCAACGGUUAACUAGUUAAUUGGUCGUUAUGUUUAUGACGUGUACCCCCUGGUUAAGUCAUUUGCUGCAAGUCCGCGAGCCGUUCAGACGUACUUUUUGCGCUCCGUGAAAAAAUUCGCUAAGACAGUUCAAAGAUGGCCAAAGCUAAAACCCGACGAGUUGUUAAGAAAUCAGCCUUAGCCAAGAAGAAGAAGGCAGUCAAGAGGCCCCCUCUUACAAGCGCAAAGGUGUUGGCUGCCAUCGCCGCCUUGAAAGACCGCAAUGGUUCAAGUGCGAAAGCUAUCAUGGCCUACCUCCUCACGCAACGUGGAACAAAGAGAGUUACACCUUUUCAAGUACGAAUUGCGUUGGCGCGCGCUGUCAAAGAAAAAUCACUGGUGAAGAAUGGAGCUUUGUUUAGAGUUGUUCUUACUUCCAGCAAGUCACGGUCGCGUUCCAAAUCUCGUUCGAAGUCCCGCUCUAGAUCUCGUUCUCGCUCAAGGUCAACCUCGAAGACUAGAUCCCGAUCUCGUUCUCGAUCAAAGUCGAAGAGUCCGGGCAGAAAAUCGGUGAAGAAAGUCACCAAGAAGGCUAAGAAGGCUAAGAAGGCGAAAAAGGCUAAGAAAGUGAUCCGAAAGCGCAAGGCCCCGGCCAAAAGGCGCGUCGCAAAGAGGAAAUACUACAAAGGAACCAAAAAGACGACCAAGGUUCGCAGGAGGCGACGAUCCGCCCGCAAGUGAACUUACUGAUAGUAUAACAAAACUGCGAUGUCUUUUCGUCUCCCUUCUUAAAACACUCAAAGACUUUGUCUCUACAAUCUCAUGACAGCAAACGCCUAAACGCUGAAGAACUGUUAGUAAGCGAAGUUGACAGGAUCCUCGGUUUUAUCAUCAUAAUUUUUUUUUAAAAGGAUUGUACACACAAGAAAACUUUGAUUAAACAGUGAAGGCGAAGACUUGUUUGGUGUGUGAUUUUCUAUAAAUAUGGGGGAAAGAAAAAGCGAUGAGUUUACAAGUAGAAAAGUCGGCAACUAACUUUUCCCUAACGAAGAAGCGACAACAAUCAGUUAAUUUCCAAAAUUUUUAAUUAGGAGGCACUUAUGUUAUUAUGCC